Messenger RNA from Stylonychia lemnae, 420 nucleotides. The record is from the annotation of a GenBank genome assembly. NCBI's taxonomy places the organism in Eukaryota, Ciliophora, Spirotrichea, Sporadotrichida, Oxytrichidae.
AUGGAUUUAGCAGAGUUGAAUAAAGAACUUAAGCUACUAGAAUCAUAAUAUGCAGAUUUAUUGGAUAAAUGCCAACCAAAUCCAUAAAUAUGCUCAAUGAUACAAAAUGUGGUAUAAGACAGAAUAGCUCUUGAUCCUAUGGUGAUGAAUUCUCUAUACCCGAACGGAAUAAAUAAGAAAUAGAUGUAGGAGUUUCAAACUAAAGCUAUUGAUAGCUAGAAAAAUAAAGAAAAUAGAAUGCAUCCUUUUGGGCAUGCUGAGUUGAAAGACUAGCUAGAAGAUCUUGAAAAAUUUGAGGAAUAAAUGAGAAGAACAACGAGAGGGAAAUCUAUACGAUAAAGUGUUGGAGGGGAAAGCAAUAGAAGAAGCCUGCCGGAUAGCAAUAUGCAUCCGGAUAAAGCAUGCUGUCUUAUUUUUUGA